This is a messenger RNA of Prorocentrum cordatum, 474 nucleotides long. NCBI's taxonomy places the organism in Eukaryota, Dinophyceae, Prorocentrales, Prorocentraceae. The record is from the annotation of a GenBank genome assembly.
AUGGUGGUGGCCGGCGGCUACAAGCUGAAGAUCAGGGCCGUCGAUUCCGCGGGCAGGGCCAUGACGUGCUUGCGGGUGCACGUGGAUGUCCCCCGAGGCAAGAGUGGCGAGUUGUUUCGCAGGGUCCAAGCGCUGCCCGUGGCACAUGCAGGACGGGCUCUGAUGUCUGGAGCCGAAAGUUGCAACUGUCCCUACUCAGACCCCGUAUGUGGUGAAGACGGCCAGACGUACGACAGCACUUGUCAAGCCAGCUGUGCCAAUAUUGGAACAGCUUACUUGGGCGAGUGUGACUACCAGGUAGUUCGUGAUGGGCGAGCCCUCAGUUCGUGGUGGACAACGACCGAACAGGAGCCAGACGUGUGCGAAGAUGACGAUGCCACCCUGGUUUUUAUCGCCCAGCAGCUCAAUAUUUCCGGGGUCACUGGUUGCGGGGAUGCUGCUGGCAUGUGUUUCGUCAGCGAAGAUGUUCAAGGC